AGCAACGUAAUUACCUGUAAAACUGUAGAAAUGUUCGUGAUUUUUCUGUUUCUUGAAAAUAAGAUGUGUUGUUUGAGGCUACUAAUUUUCCUCGUUUUUUUUUUUUCAUUUUUCUCCUUUUUUUCUUUGGUUUUAUUUUGUCUAUCUUACAAGGGGAAGCAAAGAUAGAAAAAGGUUUUUUAUUGGUGCGCAUUGUAACCAAUCACCAACUUCGUUAUAUCGGACAACUUCUAGUCCUUGUUGCUAUGCGACGUAAGAUGUAGUACAACCAAAAACCAAGAUGGCGGCGACCUUAUGAACGACAUGUGAAACGGUUUUUUUAUUUUUAUAGCAAAUUCAACUAUGUUUUUUGAUAUAUAAAGCAAUAAAUACAAACRAAAAUGGAGGGAACUGUUGCUGGAGUACGAAUUGUUCCUCCAGUGGUAGAAUUCUUYGAUGCAGAGACUGAAGUACUUCAUCAAAUGACGCUAACUGUACAAAAUUUGAGCAAAGCGUCAAGAAAUAUUCGCUUUCAUGGACCAGCUACCAGCCAGAAAUUUAAAAUCAGAGCAAAGAAUCCAGACAAUGCAAUUGCUCCGGGUCUAGAAGUAUCAGCGAUAGUUGAGUAUUAUACGACUGAAAAUGAAGAUUCUCAAGACAGGGUUAUACUCACUGUAGACAAUGAUGUGAUAGAAGUUCCUCUUGUAGCUUAUGCCCCAUGCUCUCAACUGGAACUUAGUGGACCAGCAAAUUUUGGUGUUAUUGUGGCUGACAGCAGAGUCCUGUCACGUCAAAUAGCUAUCUUCAAUGAAGGYAGUACAGCUGGGGAAUUCAAAAUCAAAUAUACUGGAAACAAACCUAUUACUAUCAUGCCGACAUCUGGUGUUGUCCAACCAGGACACAGUCAAAUGAUCAAGAUUGAAUUUAUUGCCAAGACUCCAGGACCGUUCCAUGAACUUGCCCAAGUCAAAAUUGAAGGCCAGCCCUCUGCAUCCCUAGAGAUCUAUGGUCAAGUAGUUGAAAGAUCACUGGAACUACUAACCCUAGAUGGCUCACAGCRAGUAGACUGUAUCAACUUCGGCGGUGCUUAUUAUGGAACAGAUACUGUCAAGUCUUUUAUGAUUUAUAAUGGUAGCCCUGAUGUGGCCAACUUUGUAGUAAUUCUUGAAGAAGGUGGAGAAGGACAAGAAGUGGGAGUUGAUUUGACAAAGACAACAUCAGCUGUACUGGCUACCCAGGCACUCCAAGAAGAACUAGGAACAACCAAUGACCUGACRAGCCUUGUCACAGCGCUUCCCAGUCAAGGGGUGCUGGGACCCGGGGAGAGAAGUGUUAUUCACUUCUGCUUUAGUCCAAGGUUCACUCGUUCAAACAAGGGCUGGAAAAUGUUGGAUCAGCCUCCUCCAAGAAGAGACUUUGCUUUGUUCAUGCAUAUAGAGACUGUCGGCAGUGUCAAUACUGYGGCUGUGAAGAAUGGUCAUGGGAGAAAUGGAACUGGAGGGCCCAGAAUUGAAGUAGGUGUUGUUGGCACAGCAUUGCCAGUUCUYCUGUCUGUUUCACCCAGGCCUGUCUUUAACUUUGGUCAAUGUACAGUUGAYGAACAGAUAGAUGCUCUAUGCAUUCUCAACAAUGACUCUGAGGACCUCCCAGUGUCAUUCUCCAUUCACAAGAUAGCUCACUUYCAUACUCAGCCAAAACAAGGUAGCAUCAAGGCAGGGAAGUCAGCAGAUUUUGUGCUUUCYUUUCAACCUAACCAGAUUGGCCAGUUCAAGACAAUCUUACCUGUCGAUGUGCUUGGGAGUGUUGUUGAGAACUUUUCAAUGGAGGCCAAAGAUCCAACAGCAAUGAGGGCUAUAACAAUUCAUACUGUAAAUAUCCAACUCCAUGGAUCAGGAGCACUGAGUGCCAAUAUUAAGCAAAAUUUGCAAACCAAUAAAGAUAAUUGCAUAGCACAGCCUGAUGACAGGGCUACCAGUAUUAGACCUGCCAACAAAAAAGAGAAAAUCAAAACACUGUUUACUGGCACUGAGAGGUAUACCUACACAGAUCCAGACUACGCAUACACAGAUGAAGAAGAACGACAAAGAGAAGAACACAAACAGCAAUAUCUGGACUACAUUGAUGACUUGAGAACCAAAAGAAAGGUUGACCAGAAAAAAAGAGAGUUUGAAAAUCUCAACAAUGAUUUAGAUAUUGGRAUCAAAACCGGAAAAGGGCUUAGAGCUCCCAAACUAUCUGUCAAGGAAAUUGUACCUCCUGCAAAAGCUCCAUCACCAGUAAGCAAGGAUGUCAAACUMUUAAGUUCCAAGGUUUUAGCAGAGGAGAAAUCACGCUCCCUUACAAAACCUAUCAGUGAUGGUUUGAAUGCUGUUCCAAUGACUGAUAAAGAGAAAUCAGAUUGCUCUAAA
This is a messenger RNA of Actinia tenebrosa (Australian red waratah sea anemone), 2387 nucleotides long. RefSeq names its product cilia- and flagella-associated protein 47. Lineage: Eukaryota; Metazoa; Cnidaria; Anthozoa; Actiniaria; Actiniidae. Gene Ontology annotation, molecular function: protein binding. Gene Ontology annotation, biological process: cilium assembly. The record is from RefSeq and is a predicted model, not a curated record. Gene Ontology annotation, cellular component: cilium.